Messenger RNA from Heterotrigona itama, 2111 nucleotides. Lineage: Eukaryota; Metazoa; Arthropoda; Insecta; Hymenoptera; Apidae. The record is from the annotation of a GenBank genome assembly.
UCAAAUUAGUUUUCACAGCAAUUAUCGAUACAUUGAAUUUAGCAGUUAGAGGUGUCUUUUCCAAAUGACUCUUUUACACGCGUACAUCCUGUGUAGCUGUAAGUUCCCUGACUAGAAAAUACAUCAUUCAUGAAAUAGUAUUGUUUGGAGCGGAGCGCCGGGUGGUCUCGAAGAUUCUGUUUUGUCAAUAACGGUAGCGGUGAACCACACGUAGAAACUUUACAAACAUGGCGGCUGUUGCAGCUGCGAAGUGCCAGGAAGUUCGCGAAAUCACAAGAAUUGAGAGAAUUGGCGCGCACUCUCAUAUCCGAGGUUUAGGUUUGGACGAUAGUUUGGAACCUCGUCAUGGUAUGGUUGGUCAACUUAUGGCUCGCAGAGCCGCAGGUGUUGUCCUUGAAAUGAUUAAAGACGGUAAAAUAGCAGGUAGAGCUAUAUUGUUGGCAGGCCAACCAGGCACUGGAAAAACCGCCAUUGCCAUGGGAAUGGCACAAGCCUUGGGUAUGGACACUCCAUUUACCUCAAUGGCAGGUUCUGAAAUAUAUUCCUUGGAAAUGAGCAAAACCGAAGCUCUUACUCAGGCCAUUAGGAAAUCUAUCGGUGUCAGGAUCAAGGAGGAAACGGAAAUUAUAGAAGGUGAAGUGGUCGAAAUACAAGUGGACAGACCUGCCACAGGUGUGGGUGCUAAAGUUGGAAAGCUAACGCUGAAGACAACAGAAAUGGAAACAAUCUAUGAUCUGGGGAACAAAAUGAUUGACAGUUUGAUGAAAGAGAAAGUACAAGCUGGAGACGUAAUCACAAUAGACAAAGCCACGGGCAAGAUAAACAGGUUGGGAAGGUCAUUCACCAGAGCUCGUGACUACGACGCAACUGGUUCUCAAACUCGCUUUGUUCAGUGCCCUGAGGGUGAAUUGCAAAAACGCAAAGAGGUCGUCCAUACAGUAACGUUGCAUGAGGUUGAUGUUAUAAACAGUAGAACUCACGGAUUUCUGGCGUUGUUCUCUGGCGACACAGGAGAAAUUAAAUCGGAAGUGCGCGAUCAAAUAAACGCGAAAGUCGCCGAGUGGCGCGAGGAAGGGAAAGCAGAAAUCGUUCCAGGCGUUUUGUUCAUUGACGAGGUUCACAUGCUCGACAUCGAAUGCUUCUCGUUUCUUAAUCGAGCGCUGGAAAAUGAAAUGGCGCCGGUCGUUAUCAUGGCUACAAACAGAGGUAUUACGAGAAUCAGAGGGACAAAUUACAAAAGUCCGCAUGGUAUUCCAAUAGAUUUGUUGGAUCGUAUGAUCAUCGUCCCGACAAGUCCGUAUCAAGAAAAGGAAUUGAAAGAAAUUCUAAAGAUAAGGUGCGAAGAAGAAGAUUGUGAAAUGGCGGACGACGCUUUAACAGUUCUUACCAGAAUCGCAUUGGAAACCUCGUUGAGAUACGCGAUUCAGUUGAUUACGACUGCUUCUCUUGUUAGUCGGCGAAGAAAAAGCACGGAAGUUAAUAUCGAUGACGUGAAACGUGUCUACUCGUUGUUCCUCGAUGAAAAUAGAUCCACGCAGUUUCUCAAAGAAUAUCAGGAUGAUUUCAUGUUCAACGAAAUACGUAAGUAAAUUUUAAGAAAAAUAAAUAAGGGAUAAUGUUGGAAUCUUUACGUUUUUCAAUUUUUAUUCGUGUAAUUGUUUGUUCCAGUGGAGGAACCGAUGGAAAUAUCGUAACAAUAGAUAAAUAAAUGAUACAUUGAAACUUGGACGUUGUUCAAUAAAGGUUUGCAAUUUCUUACUUACAAAUUCCAUAAUACUAAAUGUACAUAUAAACAUUAUGUCAGAAGUGGCGCGCUAUACAUCGAAUUAAAUACAAAAAAACUUAACAAAUUCUGUUCCCAUACUUGCUACAGUUUGGUUUCGCAAUGUUUGAUUAUAUCAAUACUCGUUACGAUUAUAUCAAUAAGUUCAAAGUGACAAGAUUAAUUAUCGAGGUAAAUUAGUUUUUGGUGUGAAUUUCCCAUCAUCGCGUGAGAUGCAAGUCUUUUGCAAUUUUUUUUUUUUUUUUGAGAUUCACUUAAAAUGUCUAGCCUCGACGCAAUAAAUUUAUAUCAUCUCACCUUUGUCAGUACUACUUUGCCAUAUGAGUAA